UACCGCGCGAUAAAACCGCGCGUAUAUCCGACGAUCACAUCAUUGCCGCAGUAUCUGCCCUUAUCGAUGGACGCCAUCCCUCUUCCCUCCGCUCCUCACCGGCGUCCUCACAUUCGCAGAGAAGACCUUUGACAAUUUGACGUAGUCAUCGAGAUUGGAGAAAAUUUGGAGGAACGGGUGUUAUUACGGAUACAGUACUUAAGACGUACUUACGACAUUUCUGAGUACUUAAGACUUAAGUUUUUGCUUAUCGAGAAGGAGCUACGUUGGUAAACAGAUUAACCGGACUCAUUGAGAGGAAUCAAAUCUGAUUUGCUUGUUUAAAUUGAAACGCAGUUUGCUACCAUGGCUCUCCGUUCAGUAAACACUGGUGACCUUAAUUUGGAUAAUAAGAUUACAGAAUGGCUGCAAUGGAACAAGGAUCUAAAAGCAGAAGAUGAAAUACUGGAGUACUUAGACAAGAGACAGAUUAAAGUAUUAUCAAAGUUGUUUCUUAAAAGACUCGAAUUUGGCACUGCGGGUCUCAGAGGCCGUAUGGGACCAGGUUACAGUCAAAUGAAUGACUUAGUCAUUGUACAAACUGGCCAAGGAUUAAUGAAAUAUUUAUUGGACACAAUAUUUGAUGUUGCCCAGAAAGGUGUCGCAAUAGGAUAUGACGGCCGUUACAAUAGUAAAAGGUUUGCAGAAUUAACUGCCGCAAUCUUCAUAGCCAGUGGUAUUAAGGUUUAUUUAUUUUCCACAAUCUGUCCAACGCCAUUUAUACCUUACACUAUCCUGAGAUACAAGUGUGCAGCCGGGAUUAUGGUGACUGCCUCCCACAAUCCCAAAGACGACAAUGGAUACAAGGUCUACUGGGAAAAUGGGGCCCAAAUCAUUUCGCCACACGACAAGAAGAUUCAAAGCUACAUUCUUAAUAAUCUUAAGCCGCUUGAAUCCUCGUGGGAUGUGAGCCAAAUCUACGAAAGUUCCUAUUAUAAAGAUCCAAGAGACGAUAUUAUACAGCAUUAUUAUCGCGACUUAAAGGAUAAUGUUUUGUAUCCUGAAGUUAAUAGAAAUACCACGUUAAAAUUUACAUACACCGCCAUGCACGGUGUUGGGGAUAAAUAUAUGACCGCCGCGUUUGAGGCGGCAAACUUUAAACCAUUCAUAACAGUAGAAGAGCAAAAGCUGCCAGAUCCAGAAUUUCCUACAGUGAAAUUCCCGAAUCCAGAGGAGGGAAAAAGUGCUCUGAAUCUCAGCAUAGAGCUAGCAAAUAGAAGCAACUCGUCUAUAAUACUCGCCAACGAUCCUGACGCUGAUAGACUUGCGUGUGCAACAAAGAAAUCGAGCGGAGAAUGGUAUGUCUUCUCUGGAAACGAACUUGGCGCGUUACUGGGUUGGUGGAUGACUCACACUUAUCAAGUGUUACACCCUGAUGCUGAUAUGAGUAAGACAUAUAUGUUAGCGUCUACUGUUUCCAGCAAAAUUUUGGCCUCAAUGGGUAAGAAAGAAGGCUUUAAUUUUGAGGAAACUUUAACGGGUUUCAAAUGGAUGGGCAACAAAGCUAUAGAAUUAAUGAAGGACAACAAGGAGGUCUUGUUCGCAUAUGAGGAAGCUAUAGGUUUUAUGUGCGGUUCUAAGGUCUUGGACAAAGAUGGUAUCAGCGCUGGCGUACGCGUAGCUGAAUUAGCAGCUUAUCUCGAGACGAUAGGAUUGACUUUAUCUGAUAAAUUGAAAGAGAUAUACGAAGAAUACGGCCAUCAUAUAAGUGAUAAUUCCUAUUGGAUAUGUCAUGACCCAGAUAUUAUUAAGGCGAUAUUUGAGCGACUGAGGAAUUAUUCGGGCAAAUCAAAUACAUACCCAAGCGGAAUUCUUAAUGGGAAAUAUAUAAUAAAUGGCAUUCGAGACUUAACGACUGGAUAUGACAAUAUGAAACCUGAAAACAAAGCAGUUCUGCCUGUGUCAAAAUCUAGCCAAAUGAUUACAUUCACGUUCAAAAAUGGAUUAGUUACUACUUUAAGAACCAGUGGCACUGAACCUAAAAUAAAAUAUUACAAUGAAUUAUGUGGAUCGCCCGGAGAAGACUUAAGCAAAUUAAAAAGCACUCUCAGCGAAAUGGUAUCGGCGAUUGUAGCGGAAUUUCUUCAACCAGAAGUUAACGGACUUAUCGCCCGUGAGGAAUAAAUUAUGAUAAUUGUACUAUUGUCUGCGUUUCAUUUACUUCAUUAUAGUUUAUUCACUUGAAUAUUUGCAUUACAAACAAUAUAUUUUCAUAAAAAUUUUUUACCGAAUUAAAAUGAUAUCGAGUUUGUCCAGUUUCGAAAUUUAUUCAUGAGCAUUUAUGUAUAUUUAUUGUUACUUUUACUAUAUUUACAUUUGUGAUCCAUUAAUUUUAUUAUAUUACGAAAUGAAGGUGAUGUUUUUAUUGUAAGCGAUAUAAUAGUAAGUGGCUGUGUACUUUUAUAUGUGUAUUACAUGCUAACUUGUUCAUUGUUAAAAGAAAGUUACAUGCGUUAUUUUUUCUGUUUUUAUAAUUAAUACAUUGUUUGCGAAGCAGUAUGUAAGAAAUACAUAUCUUAUAGUUCUAGAAUUUGAGAAUUGAUUAAGCAAAAACCAUGUGCAAUAAAUUAAUGAUUGAAUUUA
Messenger RNA from Monomorium pharaonis (pharaoh ant), 2622 nucleotides. It is a transcript of the gene Pgm2a, whose product is annotated as phosphoglucomutase-2. NCBI's taxonomy places the organism in Eukaryota, Metazoa, Arthropoda, Insecta, Hymenoptera, Formicidae. The transcript is spliced from 10 exons. The record is from RefSeq and is a predicted model, not a curated record. Gene Ontology annotation, biological process: carbohydrate metabolic process; purine ribonucleoside salvage. Gene Ontology annotation, molecular function: magnesium ion binding; phosphopentomutase activity. Bases 346 to 2163 code for a protein of 605 amino acids.